AUGGCAUUUAUAUAGCCAUGCCCUUGGUUAUUUAAUCUAGCCUCAUUCGAUUUACAUCAUAAGGAAGGUUUAGAUAUUACUCUUAGCAAUUUGGCAUUGUUAGAAGAGGCAACUAAUAAGACAGAAGAAAAGCUACGUGAUCGUGUCAAUUUAGUGAAACAAAGAAUUCAACAAUUAGCAGAGGUAUUAGUAAGUUCACUAUAAUAGCGCAUAAAUGUUUGCAAUGCUAAGUUAAAUCAUCUUUAAAAUUGUCCUCAAGCAAUUGUUUUUCAAUCCCCUAGCAAGUUUGUUAAGAAAUAUGAAUUCGAUCCUACUAAUAAGCAAUCCAUAUUUUCAGAAUGCUAUAAUAAACCAGUGAUACCUAUCUAUGAACCAUAUAAAUAUAUAAGAUUGGCAAAUGAGUAAGGCUCUUAAGGGAAAGCUCCAGAUAAUAUUGAUAGAGUAGCAACCAUUCAAAUGGCAUAUGGAAGAUUUACAUAGAAAGGGAAAACUAUUUUUGAAGGAGAAAGAGCUUUGUCAAAAAGAUAAAUUUAAGGUUAUGGUACUGUUCCAAGGAAACUGAAACACGUAGAUAGUUUAUUAGUUUUUAACCAAUUGAUUAAUCCAUACACUCAUCAUACUUUUGAUGCUCGUGAAGUAUUUCCGGAGCCAGCAGUAAGAAGAUUAUAAUAAUAUAUUAGAAGCAAGAGAAUAAAAGAAAAAAAUAAUAAGAGGAGGAAGAAUAAGUAACAAUGGCAGAUGCUCCAAAUACAAUAGGAGAAACAAUUACAAAAUAUGGAGAGGAAUCAUAUUCAUAUGUUCCAUCUAACAAACCUAUAGCAUAAUUAAAGGUGGAUGCAAAACUGAAUUUGGCUGGAAUUGUUGAUUAUGACCCAGAUAAUGAUGACAUGGACUUUUUCAAUCCAUCUACAUAAUAAAGAAAUAAAAAGCCAGUGGCUCCUAGUAUUACUCCUUCAUAACCUCCCCCAUAACUUUAACAACCAUAAUAAUAAUAAUAAUAAUAGUAAUAAUAGUAAUAAUAUUAAUAAUAAUAAUAUCAAUAAUAACCAUAAUAAUAAUAACAAAUUUAAUAACCACCUCCUUAAUAAUAAUAGAAUAGAAGUGCAGCUCCUCCUCCACCACCUCCUCCCCCUCCUCCUCCUAAAGGUGCUCCACCUCCUCCACCACCUCCUCCUCCACCUGGACCUCCUCCUCCACCUCCUCCUCCUCCUCCUGGCCCUCCACCUCCUGGAUAAUUACCACCUCCACCAGCUGGGGCUAGAGCUAAGUUACUUGAUGAUUUAAAUUGUGAUAAUCCAUUAGCUAGAUUGAAACCUGUUAAUAAAAACAAAGCAGCAGACCAACCAAAACCAUAAAGUAAGGCUCCUGAAAUGAAUCAUAUGGAUAUAUUAAAAUAAUAAAUUGCAUAAAGGUAAAAAAGAUUAUAUAAUAAAUAUAGAUAUUAGGAUUUGAAUAGAUAACCAACUAGAACAACUAAAACAAUGAGAACAUAAAUCAUUGGAUAGAGAAUGGAUGAUAGCGAUUAUUCUGAGCAUAGCGAUUGAA
Molecule: messenger RNA, 1545 nt
Organism: Paramecium pentaurelia
Lineage: Eukaryota; Ciliophora; Oligohymenophorea; Peniculida; Parameciidae
Source: the annotation of a GenBank genome assembly